This is a messenger RNA of Hyla sarda, 5559 nucleotides long. It is a transcript of the gene NTRK3, whose product is annotated as neurotrophic receptor tyrosine kinase 3. The record is from RefSeq and is a predicted model, not a curated record. Gene Ontology annotation, biological process: cellular response to nerve growth factor stimulus; multicellular organism development; regulation of phosphatidylinositol 3-kinase/protein kinase B signal transduction. NCBI's taxonomy places the organism in Eukaryota, Metazoa, Chordata, Amphibia, Anura, Hylidae. Gene Ontology annotation, molecular function: ATP binding; neurotrophin binding; neurotrophin receptor activity. Gene Ontology annotation, cellular component: axon; signaling receptor complex; plasma membrane. Bases 947 to 2647 code for a protein of 566 amino acids. The transcript is spliced from 14 exons.
AUAAAUAUAUACAAUGCAGUAUAAUACAUAAUAAUAAUAUGUAAUAACUAAUAACCAGAUAUAAUGGAGACAGAAUCAUUAUAAUGUAGAGAGAUGCUGUUAAAGGUAAAUUCUGUAUAUGGGGGCAAAAUCCUGUUUUUGUUGUCAUCCUCUUAAUCCAUAAAUGUAUAUUCCGUGUACUAUAUGUCCUUUGCGCAGUUUAUGGAUAAAUAAACAGAAUGGUGCAGUAUUUGUAGGAGCACAAUGCAGGCUGUACAGGGGGAAUUCCACAAGUGUGUAUGAAGUAUGGGAUUAGGAUAAAGGGGAUUUUUUUCACGCUGUCCUCCUUUUCAUCAUACUGCAUAGAGAAUUAGUUUUGGUGUGUGAGUGUGUGUGUGCCUGCCACUCUCCUCCCUCUCUCUCCCUCUCUCUCUCUCUCUCUCUCCUCAUCCUGAUCACACAGCUUUGAUUCUCUGGCUCUCAGUAAACAGCUGAGACUCCCACCUUUUUUUUCUCCCUUUCCUUUGGACAAGAGACAGCAGUUCGUGUUUGGAGCUACAAUCUGCAGGGUCUGAGAGUGGCGUGCACCUGUACCCCCCAUUAGCAGGUGUGACAGUUUGAAAUCUGCCCAGUAGGUGGGACUUGGUGACUUUAGCACCCAUUUUUUCAUUCUCCCCCAUCUUCUAUUGCAUUCCUCAGAAGUCUUGUAGAUCUCCUGGAAAAAAAAUAAAAAAUAAAAAUAAAUCAACAAUCUGGAAUCAACAAGACAGCAGCAGCACCAGGCACCAUGCAUCUCUGUGGGCUGAAAGCAGUGUGCGUCUAAGCCAUUUCAGGAUGACUUUAGCUGCAAGAGGAUUUUGCAUCUGAUUGCUUAUCAAGAGAAAAGGCUGAGAUAUCUCCUCAUCUUGGUUUCCUUCCCCUUUUUACCCCCCCCCCCUUUUUUUGGGGUCUAAAACAUCUGUCUGAAAUGGAUAUGUCUCCGCGCCCUACAAAGUGCAGCUUUUGGAGGAUUUUCUUACUAUGGAGCAUUCUACUGGACUAUAUGGGUUCGAUUAUGGCUUGCCCUGUGAAUUGUGUGUGCAGCAAAAUUGAAAUUCUCUGUAACAAAGUGGACAGUGGGAGCAUAUUCCCCCUCAUGGAAAUGCAGGAGACAGCUAAUGCAACCACAAGCCUAAACAUCACUGACCUCUCCAAGAACAUCAUUUCAAUACACAUAGAAAACUGGAGGGCAUUACAGCUUUUGAAUGUAGUGGACAUGGAACUUUACACUGAAAUCCAAAGCCUAACAAUCAUGAACUCCGGACUGAGAAGCAUACAGCCACGGGCGUUUUCUAAGAAUCCACAUUUGCACUACAUAAAUCUUUCUGGAAAUCGAUUGACAACAUUGUCUUGGCAGCUUUUCCAACAUCUGGAGCUUAGUAAAUUGAUAAUAGAAAACAACCAGUUCAUCUGCAGCUGUGAAAUCCGAUGGAUACAGAUUGCUUAUAUGAAAAACGAGGCCAGCUUGAGGGAGCAGAGCCUGUUCUGUACGAUGAGAGGCCACAACAUUUCCCUUCAUAGAAUGGACAUCUCACAUUGUGACAUCCCGGGGGUCAGUGUCAGUCACAGUAGUUUGGAGGUACAUGAAGGGGACAAUGCUGUGGUUACCUGUAAUGGUUCGGGGUCACCCUUACCGGAUGUUGACUGGACCGUGUCACACCUCCAUUCAAUCAGCACACAUCAGACUAAUGUCAACUGGACCAAUGUGCAUUCCAUUAACCUGACCCUAGUCAAUGUCUCUGGAGAGGACAACGGCUCCAACGUAACCUGCAUUGCAGAAAAUGUGGUGGGGAUGACUAAAACUACCGUGUCGCUCACCAUCUACUAUCCUCCUCGGAUACUGAGUUUAAGAGAGCCAGUGGUUCAUCUGGAGCAUUGCAUUGAAUUUACUGUUCGUGGGAACCCGUACCCAGUCCUAACCUGGUAUCAUAACAACCAGCCUCUACGACCGGUGGAUUUCAUACGUCAAGAGGUUUAUAAGCAGGACACGUCCAUGGAAGGCUGCCUAUUGUUUAAUAAACCUACACAUUAUUACAAUGGAAACUAUACACUGAUUGCUAAAAAUAAGUUUGGAAUUGCUACACAAACAGUUUAUGCACAUUUUUUGGAGCAGCCAUAUCCUGAAAAUACUGAUUAUUUUGUUUCAGUAGCAGAUCUUGGAAUAAGUCCCACGCCUCCAAUCAGCGUGACUCAUAAACCAGAAGAGGACACUUUUGGCGUUUCCAUAGCAGUUGGCCUUGCCGCUUUCGCAUGUGUUCUGUUAGUUGUCCUGUUUAUUGUCAUCAACAAAUAUGGAAGACGAUCAAAAUUUGGAAUGAAAGGUCCUGUUGCUGUGAUUAGUGGAGAAGAAGAUUCCGCCAGUCCCCUCCAUCAUAUAAACCAUGGCAUCACAACACCCAACUCUUUGGAUGCUGGUCCAGACACAGUCGUCAUUGGAAUGACUCGGAUCCCUGUUAUUGAAAAUCCACAGUAUUUCCGUCAAGGCCACAAUUGUCACAAGCCAGACACGUGUUUCAGAGAAUAUAUGUUGAACACAAUAAGCCUUCCCGGACACCCCAAACCUCUUAACCAAGGCAUUUAUGUUCACGACGUCGGUGUUUAUUUCAGCAAAGGACGCCACGUCUUUUAAGCCUCUAAAGCCUCCUUGUUUAUGUUGUCAAGUUUAGGCUGUUCUCUCAAAAUGUGAAGGGAGGCACAGAAAACUUUUGGAUCAAGGUUUCACAAGACUGCACUAGUCCUCUGUUGUAAACUUUUAACUACGACAGAAAGGUAUUUCUGUCGAAAGAUAAAUGUUGCUUUAACUACAGUAGCUACUGCUUUCAAAAUUAUCCAGACAUGCAACAGCAGCAGGAGCAGCAACUUAUAAUAAAACAAAGGAGACAGACUCGAAAGGAGCCAUCUUUAUAAUAAACACUAGUUGUAUUUGUUUAAAAAAAAGAAAAACAAACAAAAAAAACCUUAGUCGUGUUUUUCCUGUUUGGAAUCUGUGUUUGAGUUUUCUGUGAUCCUGUGACUUCACAUCACCUUAUUAAUGAUGUAAUCACCCUUUGGAAUGGCAACCUAAAGAGAUCUCAUAAAGCAGGGCUUUGUAUGUUAUGGAAGUCUCUAAAUAAUGAAGACUGGUAAGAAAGGGGCAUUGUAGGUUUCUGCAACUGUACAAGCGACACAAUGAGAAGUGAAAUCUUACUUUUUUACCAGGAGAAAAUUGUAAUUAUUUUUCAAUGAAAUGUUUUACAAAUCUUUUGUGCGUCAGAAUUUUUAUUAUUUGUAUUAUUUUCUUUUUUAGGGGUAAAAUGCGAUGGGGAGGGGGGACAACAUGUGAGGUACAAAUUAUAGAGUCACAAAAAGCAAUAUUUGCUUUGUUUAAAUUGGUGUUUUUUUUUAGGAAAUCAUACAUGAGAUUUCACUCAGCUGUGUUCACCCUGUAGGAUUAGGAAUACAUCAUAAUCUUGAGAAAAAAAACAGAAGGUGGCAUUGGAAAGAGGACCUUAUUUAUAAAAUGAUGAGAGAUGCAGAAAUGUUCUUGGGAUGACUAGACAAACAUGAAGCUGUAGUGUGGUUCCAUUGGUCACCUCUUCAUGGUAGAGAAGGGUGAAUAUAGCAGAGUUUGUCCAUGUAUAUCUACAUUAAGAGCUAAAACAAACCUAUAUCAUAUAGAGGUCAUCCUAAAGCAUCAUGUACACAGCUCUGCCAUAUGCAUGGGACCAGUAUAGUGACACAUGGUUUUAUGCUAUGGAGCCAUAGACUUCACAUGUGCUAUUGUUUAAUGCUUCCACAUGACACCAUAUUAUGGAGGUAUAUGUCCCCACCAUAUCUCUUAUAAUAUGGCAUCUGAUGGAGCCUGCCACUGCCUACAUAUGAAAUAAUCAUAUGGAGGUAUAGGAUGGACCCAAAUCUGAACUUGUACUGGGUCGUAAUAAGGUUGUGUGCGUGAGGCCUUAUGCUGUCAUAAGCUUAGGGCACCUAAACAGCAAACUACUGCUGCAUACACUUCAUUUUUAUUCAGUGUUUUGUCAUGCACUUUGUCUAAGAUACAUAUUUUUUGCUUCAUCGAACCGCAUAGCAAUCUACAAUCCCUGUAACAGUAUCAGAGGCUCUAUUAAUAGAUAAAAGUAUCAUUUGUGUCAUAUCAUUUCCAUAGAUUUUUAUUGCAUUAAUUGCCAUAAAGUAUCUGCUAAACUGCGUCUUUUCCGUGUCAUAGUGAACUUAGCAUAUAUAGUAUAAAGCAGGAUCAGACUUACGGCUCCCUAGGUACAUCAGUCUGAAAAUACCCCUAUAAUCUAAAAGUAAGAGUGCAAAAAUACAAGCCUGCGUUCCCUUGAACCAUUGUGCCUGAAAAUGUGUCUGUUUGUAUGUACACUUAGAGAUAUUACUACACAUCAGACAAAAGCUAUGUUUUGUAUGAUAAUAUAACCCAAAUAGAAUUAUCCCAGAUAAUAUGAAAAAAAACGGUAGUAGAGAAAUCUUUUGCUCAUAUUACACAUUACAUUUUUGAAAAAAUCAGCAGAUAUUUAUAAAAAAUGAAUUCAAAAUAUUCCGUUUUAAAUUUUGAACUGUGCCAAAUUCCACUUGUUAUAUUUUAUAGACCAGUCAUAUUAUGUUAGCGAGGUUUGUGGUUAACUUAUAUCAACUUAAGGUCAAAUGUCAUGGGUCCUAUAAAAUAUUGGUUUGUAUACAGGGCAUCAUAAAUACAAUACACAAAAAUAAGGUUGGAGAUUGGCAUACCCUUAGAAUACCUAGAACUGCCCCAAAAUGCUAGAACUGCCCCCAUAACACCCAUUUUUGGCAAGAUUUGCAGAAAUCCCAUUCCUUUUGUGGCCUGGUUCCCAGGAUUGCCCUGCCAAAAAUUGGGACUUCUGGCAAAUAUGGGUUAGUCGAAGACAAAAGUAUACUGGUAAUGUGCAUUAAGUUUUCUGGCCAAAUAACCUGACUUGUAUCAAAUUGGUUCAUGAAACAUGCUUAUAAUUGGAGAUAAGCAAAUCGACUUGGCAAAAAUUGAAUUUAUUAGAAUCCAAACUUUUUGUAAUUAAUUUCAGAUUUGUUUUGUCCUGAUAAAAAUCAGAAUCAGAACCCAAAUCUAGAAUGAAUCUGUCAGAUUUGUUGAAUCGGACUUAAAAUCUUUAUUCAUGAUGUUACAGCUGUUUCUUCUCCAUGUUCACCUUUAAGUGAAAUAUACAGCUCCCUACUUUGUAAACAGGAACAUGAAGAAACCCCAUUUUUUUGUAUUGUAUACUUUAUAAUGCAUAUGUCAUAAUGCACUAUAUACAAAGCAUGUAAAGUAUAUAAAGGACCCCAUGACUGCUCUGCUUUAAUGAAGUACAUAGCUUAAAUAUUUGGCUAUGUUUAUUAAUGUUAAGAUCUACCUUUGUUCAACAUUGGCUAUAUGUAGUCAGCACAUGUACAAGCUAUCAUGUCUUUAAUACAUUUUUAAGUAAUUUGCUGCUGUUUGCACAUGGUUUAGUGUUAAAGGGGUACUCCGUAAGGAAACUUUAUUUUUUUUAAAUCAUCUGGUGCCAGAAAGUUAAACAGAUUUAUAAAUUA